Messenger RNA from Lepus europaeus (European hare), 3326 nucleotides. It is a transcript of the gene OXCT1, whose product is annotated as 3-oxoacid CoA-transferase 1. Gene Ontology annotation, biological process: ketone body catabolic process. The record is from RefSeq and is a predicted model, not a curated record. Bases 74 to 1636 code for a protein of 520 amino acids. Gene Ontology annotation, molecular function: succinyl-CoA:3-oxo-acid CoA-transferase activity. Lineage: Eukaryota; Metazoa; Chordata; Mammalia; Lagomorpha; Leporidae. Gene Ontology annotation, cellular component: mitochondrion. The transcript has 17 exons.
UCCGUGACGCCGGGCCGGCCCCGGCAACAGACACUCUCACCCUCACUGGCGCGCUCCAGCCCGCCCCCCGAAGAUGGCGGCUCUCAAACUCCUCUCCUUCGGGCCACGGCUCUGCGCCUCCGCCCGCGGCUCCGGGCGCGCCUGGGCCAAGGGAUCUGCUUGCUGCUUUUCCACCAGUAGUCAUCGCCAGACAAAAUUUUAUGCAGACCCAGUAGAAGCUGUAAAAGACAUCCCUAAUGGUGCAACGGUUCUGGUUGGUGGUUUUGGGCUAUGUGGAAUUCCAGAGAAUCUUAUAGGAGCUUUACUGAAGACUGGAGUCAAAGGAUUAACUGCAGUCAGCAAUAACGCAGGGGUAGACAACUUUGGCUUGGGCCUUUUACUUCGAUCCAAGCAGAUAAAACGCAUGGUCUCUUCGUAUGUGGGAGAAAAUGCAGAAUUCGAGCGACAGUUCUUAUCUGGUGAAUUAGAAGUAGAGCUGACACCGCAGGGCACACUUGCAGAGAGGAUUCGAGCAGGAGGGGCUGGAGUUCCUGCGUUUUAUACCAGCACUGGCUAUGGGACCCUGGUCCAAGAAGGAGGAUCACCCAUCAAAUACAACAAAGAUGGCAGCAUCGCCAUCGCCAGCAAGCCAAGAGAGGUGAGGGAGUUUAACGGCCAGCAUUUCAUUUUGGAGGAGGCGAUUACAGGAGAUUUUGCUUUGGUGAAAGCCUGGAAGGCAGAUCGAGCUGGAAAUGUGAUUUUCAGGAAGAGUGCAAGAAAUUUCAACCUGCCCAUGUGCAAAGCUGCAAAAACUACCGUGGUGGAGGUUGAAGAAAUUGUAGAUAUUGGAUCAUUUGCUCCAGAAGAUAUUCAUAUUCCUAAAAUUUAUGUCCAUCGCCUUAUAAAGGGAGAAAAAUAUGAGAAACGAAUUGAGCGCUUAUCAAUACGGAAGGAAGGCGAUGGAAAGGCCAAAUCCGCUCAGGCUGGAGAUAACGUAAGGGAACGCAUCAUCAGGCGGGCAGCUCUGGAGUUCGAGGACGGCAUGUAUGCUAAUCUGGGCAUAGGGAUCCCUCUUCUGGCCAGCAACUUUAUCAACCCAAAUAUUACUGUACAUCUUCAAAGUGAAAAUGGAGUCCUGGGUUUGGGACCAUAUCCAUUACAACAUGAAGCUGAUGCAGACCUAAUCAAUGCAGGCAAAGAAACAGUUACUGUUCUUCCAGGAGCCUCUUUUUUCUCCAGCGAUGAAUCAUUUGCAAUGAUUAGAGGAGGACAUGUCAAUCUGACAAUGCUAGGAGCAAUGCAAGUUUCCAAAUAUGGUGACCUGGCUAACUGGAUGAUACCUGGGAAGAUGGUGAAAGGAAUGGGAGGCGCUAUGGAUUUGGUGUCCAGUGCCAAAACCAAAGUGGUGGUCACCAUGGAGCAUUCGGCAAAGGGUAAUGCACAUAAAAUCAUGGAGAAAUGUACUUUACCACUGACUGGAAAGCAAUGUGUCAACCGCAUCAUUACAGAAAAGGCUGUGUUUGACGUGGACAAGAAGAAGGGCCUGACGCUGAUUGAGCUCUGGGAAGGCCUGACAGUUGAGGACAUACAGAAGAGCACUGGAUGUGAUUUUGCAGUUUCGCCAAAACUCAUGCCGAUGCAACAGAUCACGACUUGAAAUGUGGAUAAUUUGUCCCAGCCUGCGUGUUUUUCAUUGUAAACAUGCCAGAUUUAAUUGAAGGAACAUCAGUAAUUACGAUUGUAUAUUUAUCAAGCAGUUUUUGACUAGUUUUCUUUCUCAAGUUUUAUGCAGCUGUGUUUGUUCUCUCAAGAGUGCUAUGACAUUAUAACGAACAGCAAAGCAUGUGUGAUUAUCUUACUAGUAACAUAAGUGCUGAGAAGGUUCCUUUUGUAUUUGGUGCUCAUAUUGAAGAUAUCUGUGCCUUCUGCUAUAUUGGCUAGAUUAUAUUCAGGAUUCACUAAGAUGAGCCAUAGGAAUAGUUUUGCCAGUGUACUUCCCUUUGUAACUAAAUUUUGACUUUCUGAUCCUGAAAAAUUAUAUACAUAUAAAUGUACAUGCAAGUUUCUUAUUUGGAGAAAUGCUAUCUUAAUAAUUGUUUUUCCUUCAGCCUCCUCUGUCUUCAGCCUCCAAUUUUGUGUAUUACAUCUGGUUUCCCUAGAGUAUUCUUCUUCCUCCCACAGUUCUGGUAGCCAAAUAGAUACCCAAGAAAGCAAGCAGGAACAUCUCCACAGAACAGGGGAGAAGCAACUGUUACAUGGAAGAGACCAAAGAAUAUAGGAGCUAUUGGUGCUGACAUCCCACCAAGAAAUUGUCUUUAUAAGCAAUUUUCAUCUGUGUUUUGCCAAAGACAAAGGCUUAUGAUAGGAAUAGGACUAAAACCCAACUGAUCUACACAGUUUUCUCAUUUUAAAACAGUGCAGUAUUCUUUUGUAUCUAGAAGACUUCUUAAGUUUUGUGGGCUACUUGUAUAAUACCUCCUCUCAAGCCAAGAGGAACUGUACUUUAUCAUGAACCUUAGACAUACAAUGGCAGCAGAGUUUUAAAAAAUUCUUUUCAGGUUCUCAUUUCUGUUCAGAAAAGAUUCUAAAUGUUGAAAUGACUUUUUCUACAGAACACUGGUUUUCUUCUUCUGCCAAGGCUACUUCCUUUAACAAAGUGCUUUUAAUUCAGCCUUAAUCAAGUUGGGUAAAUAACAAAGGGUAAGUCCAUGCUCUGAAAAGUCUGAAUUUUGAGUGUUGGGGAAUAAGCAAUGGGGGAUUUGGCUUGUAAGGGGCUUUUCCUUAGAGGUCUCCUUAAUACUAGACAGGUACGCAAAAUAGUCAUUUCAGAAGUGCCCUGGGUAUCAUAUGGGAGAAAAGUCUGGAAGACAAACGGGGCAGCUGGCCUCUGGAUAGGACUAGGCAUCAUACAGUGUGGUAUACAUUCCUCUAGCACUAAGUAUAGGGAUGUAUGCAUGUUUUUAGGUGCUGGUUGUCACUGAAACUCACCUGUCUUCAGAUAUGGCUACAAUUGUGUCAUGAACAAUAUUAGAGGAAAGAGAGAGACUUUCUGUGAAUAGCACACUCCAUAUAUAAAUUAGCCUUCUGGCUCCAAAGCACUAUCCUGACACUGGUAAGAAGACCCGUCUUAGAAUGUGGCAGGUCCAUUACAUUACUAUGUUUAUAUUAGAGUUAUGAUUGACAGUUAACAUCUUCAAACAUACUUGCAUAUCAUUCCAGUCUGUUACUUUAAAAUGCGGCUCUAAGAAUGUUCUACACCUUGAGUGGCAAAAGACAAGUAGGUGACUUGAUAAUUGAGUAGUAUGGUUGUUACAAAAUGCAUUAAGAAAUAAAAUAUUCAAAAUGGA